Phyllostomus hastatus (greater spear-nosed bat) is the source of this 2026-nucleotide messenger RNA. It is a transcript of the gene CCR3, whose product is annotated as C-C motif chemokine receptor 3. The record is from RefSeq and is a predicted model, not a curated record. Gene Ontology annotation, cellular component: membrane; cytoplasm. Lineage: Eukaryota; Metazoa; Chordata; Mammalia; Chiroptera; Phyllostomidae. The transcript is spliced from 4 exons. Gene Ontology annotation, molecular function: C-C chemokine receptor activity. Gene Ontology annotation, biological process: inflammatory response; immune response; chemotaxis. Bases 443 to 1522 code for a protein of 359 amino acids.
UGGCAGAUGAUACCAAAUGGGACAAAUUGCAUCGACCCGUCCACUUAGCCACUUCAUCAAAGGUCACACCAGACAUGGUCAGAGCUCUUCCCACAACCACAGGGUGAGCUCCCGCUCUGUGCUCAGCCCCAGGCUGAGCCCUCUGAGCACCCCAGCGCAUCGAGCAGGCACUUGGCUCUGUCCUGCGCGGCUUAGUUUACAGGUGAGAAAGGUGAAGUCCAGCAAGAUUACAUGAUUAACCCAAGGUCGUGCAGCAGUAGGAGCUCCAUCUGAAACUCGAACUCAGGUUUUCUUGGGGUGUGUAAACCUGCGCUGCACCCCACCUCCUCGAAGUCUCCCAUUGAGCUCUGCAGAAUGAUGGUAUCUCCACUUCGCCAGUGGUGAGACCUAAGCUAUCACUGGACGCAUAAAGGACUUUACUAAAUUACCAGGAACAAGAAAAAUGGCAACCCCAGCAGCCGAGCCCAUGACUGAGCUACAGGCCUACGGGACCUCUAGUUACGAUUAUAUAUUUACAGAGCCCUGUGAGAAAUACAAUGUCCAGCAACUGAUAGCCCAGCUGCUGCCCCCGCUGUACGGCCUGGUGUUUGGGGUUGGGCUGCUGGGCAACGUGAUGGUGGUGGUGAUCCUCAUAAAAUACCGGCGCCUCUCCAUUCUGACCAACAUCUACCUGCUGAAUUUGGCGAUUUCUGACUUGCUCUUUCUAAUCACUCUGCCGUUCUGGAUUCACUAUGCACAGCAGGGUCAGUGGGUUUUUGGCUAUGACAUGUGCAAGCUGCUCUCAGGGUUUUAUAGCAUGGGCUUGUAUGGGGAGACCUUCUUCAUCAUCCUGCUGACCAUAGACCGGUACCUGGCCAUUGUCCACGCCAUGUUUGCCAUCCGAGCCCGGACCGUGUUUUUCGGUAUCAUAAGCAGCUCCGUCACGUGGGUCCUGACAGUGCUGAUAGCCGUCCCUGAAAUUGUCUUCUCUAGGGCCCAAGAUGAGCAGGGGUAUUUCUCCUGUGUUUCCCUUUUCCCAGAGGGAGACGUUUACACCUGGAAGCGCCUUUACAUUGUGAGAAUUAACAUCCUGAGUCUGGUGCUGCCUCUGCUCGUUAUGGUAGUCUGCUACUCGGGCAUCAUUAAAACCCUGGUGAGAUGCCCCAACAGGAUGAAGUACAAGACCAUCCGGCUCAUUUUUGUCAUCAUGGUGGUCUUCUUCAUUUUCUGGACACCCUACAACCUGGCUCUCUUCCUCCACGCUUUCCAAAUGACUCUCUUCGAGAGCAGCUGUAAGCGGAGCAAUCAGCUGGACGUGGCCAUCAUGGCGACAGAGGUGAUCGCCUACACGCACAGCUGCAUCAACCCCGUGAUUUACGCCUUCGUUGGCGAGAGGUUCCGGAAGCACCUCCGCCACUUCUUCCGCCGGCACUUGGCUGUGUGCCCGGGCACGUCCAUCCGAUUUUGUCCUAGUGAGAUGCCAGAAAGAGCCAGCUCUGCAUCUCCAUCAACCAUGGAGCAGGAACUCAUUGGUGUCUUUUAGGAGAGAUGCUAAAAGUUGCCUUAAGAAAAUGCUCUGGGCACAUGAAGUCAAUACACGGAGCCAAUGACAUUGACCCCUAUACCAGACCUUUGAACUUCCAGUGCAACCCUGGAGAAGCUCUUGAAGACAUUAAAAUAUAUUCACAGUGGUCGUGGUACACCUAUGCACCCCAAACUCAUUACCACAGGUCAGUGGCUGGGCAGCGUACUUAUUGCCAACCCCAAAAAGCAGAGCUUUGCUUGAGUCUCUGAAAAGUUCAGUGCAUUUCAAUGCAGCUGCAUGUUCAAUAGUUAGUAUAUGCAGCUACAGACAGGUAAAACUUUGUAUAUUUGAAAUCUUAACUUCGGCCAGCUAUUGAUUGCAUGAAACAUAUUUCACAAAAUACAAUAAAUCAGCCCUGGCUGGCGUAGCUCAGUGGAUUGAAUGCAGGAUGCGAACCAAAGCAUCACAGGUCCGAUUCCCAGCCAGGGCACAUGCCUGGGUUGCAGGCCACGGCCCCCAGCA